Messenger RNA from Loa loa (African eye worm), 1230 nucleotides. RefSeq lists its product as hypothetical. The record is from RefSeq and is a predicted model, not a curated record. The transcript has 8 exons. NCBI's taxonomy places the organism in Eukaryota, Metazoa, Nematoda, Chromadorea, Rhabditida, Onchocercidae. Gene Ontology annotation, molecular function: DNA-binding transcription factor activity, RNA polymerase II-specific; RNA polymerase II transcription regulatory region sequence-specific DNA binding. Gene Ontology annotation, cellular component: nucleus. The coding region runs from base 1 to 1140 and encodes 379 amino acids. Gene Ontology annotation, biological process: regulation of transcription by RNA polymerase II; regulation of cell population proliferation; anatomical structure development.
AUGCUUCCAUCUUCUCGAAAGCAAGCCAGCGGGAUAACCUUGUUUGGUCGACAGACUGCGGGUACACAGAUUGAUCGAAUUGGAACGCUGUUGCUUGAAAAGAAAAGUCUGGAAAGGAAGCGACCUAAUAAUGCACAAGUUGAUGAUGAUAGUGAUUCAGUGAUCUGCUCGAAACGCGCAAGAACGGUUAAAGAAGCAUUGUUUUUGUUGCCAGUUUUAUCUACCCAGAAUAACUGUGAAAGUGUAAAGGAUGAGAGCAAUCUGAUACCACUUGAUAGAAGCACGAAUUGCAAUUUUGGCCAGAGUAGUCCUGCAGCGCUCAGUUCGAAUGAUUCAACUGCUGAAGAAUACAAUGAAGAUUUUGUCGAUUCUGGUUCAAUAUCUAGCUCGCCAGUUUUACUGACGAAUGUUUCGCCUUCAACAUCAACACAAACAUUCUGCUCGGUACCUGGGAGGUUGUCAUUGCUAUGUGCGUCCAGCAAAUACAAAGUUAGCGUUGCGGAGUUAGCUCGGAGGCUUUCGCCGCCAGAAUCACUGAAUGCAUCGUUAUUAGGCGGAAUAUUGAGGAGAGCUAAGUCAAAAAAUGGUGGACAAACGUUGCGUGAUCAAUUAGAACGUAUUGGCUUAGAAUUGCCUGCAGGACGAAGGAAGUCAACAAAUGUAACUUUGUUGACAUCUUUGGUGGAAGGAGAAGCACAACAUCUUGCGAAGGAUUUCGCAAAUGCAUGUCUAACUGAAUUUCCCGCAAAAUCGAUUGCUCAGUGCAGACUGAAAAAAUGCGAUACAAUGUCUGUUAUAGAACUGGAAAAAGAAAAGGAAAAAUUUCGAGCAGCAAAGCAGUUGCUUUCUGGUUUUAUGGAUAUGUUACGGCAAGACAACACUGUCUUAUUAUCGGACAAAAGGGAUAAUAAUAUGCAGAGCUCCAUGGAAAGGUUCUCCCUGAUAACUCACACUUUUGGCACACCGGCAAUCUUGGCAGGGUUAUCAACAUUUCUGAUGUAUGUACAAGAAUCAUUGGAUAUAUUGUCGCGUCAGAGCAUAGUAACUGGGUUUCCAGUGGAUAACUUUCUUGACUCAAGUGUUUUUUGUCCACAGCAGAUCAGUGGCGUACAUUUGGAUGAUGGGAUAAAAAAAAUUUGAUAAUCGGAAGUAGACAAUAAAUUUUAUUUAAUGAGUACGCUUAUCAUAGCUUUUAUUCAGUUUACACCAACAGUGUUGUACAGUCUUCCU